GGUGUAAGGGGGUGUGCUUCCUUCUAGUCUUAGCUAGCUACUACAGUAACAAGGGUGUUGAUAACAGGGAAAAAAUGGCGGCAGGGUAUGCCUGGUUUCUGGUACUGGGAUCUGUGCUUUUGUGCAAUCUCGUCAAAACGUUAUUGCCAACUAUUUCUUCUUUUCUUUCUAAGGUCUUCCAGAAGGAUGCAGAACAUGAGAUGGAGAUGAGGACAGAGAUCCAAGACAUGAAGAAGGAGCUGUCCACCAUUAGUAUGAUGGAUGAGUUCGCCAGGUAUGCCCGAUUGGAGCGCAAGAUUAACAAGAUGACGGACAAGCUGAAGACCCACGUCAAAUCCAGAACUGCCCAACAAGCCAAAAUUAAAUGGGUAGUGAACAUAGUGUAUUAUGUUCUCCAGGCGGCUCUGAUGAUCUCGCUGAUUUGGAAGUAUUACGCCGACCCAGUGACGGUUCUGCCCAGUAAGUGGAUUGCCCCUCUGGAGCGGCUGGUAGCUUUCCCAUCUGGAGUGGCAGGUGGUGUUGGAAUCACAACCUGGCUGGUAGUUUGCAACAAGGUGGUGGCAAUCGCUCUCCAGGCUGUUGGCUGAGGAAAGUGGUUGAUAAGGCCCUGAUUUCCAAUAAAUUUGGAACCAAGAACCAAGUAACGCCAGUAUCCGGUUGGUACUGAGCAGCCUCACUCCUGUUUAUGUUUACAAAGUCUUCUUAUUAAGCAUUGGCCUUAAGUUAACUGUGUGUUCUGUUUGUAUUACGCAGAGUUGAAAUGUUGAAAAGUUGUUACAGCAUACAUGGGUUAUUAAAAAUUCAUUUCAUAGGAAUUUCAGUUAAUCUAACAAGGGUUAACAGGCACUGACCAAAAGCAGAGUACCUUUUGAAAGGUAUGUAAGGCAAUCUGCCCAGAAAGAGACUGAUGAAUGAAAAAUGAAAGACCUUUCUUGAGUUUGGUCGAAGGUUGGUCAGAGGUUGGUCAAACUUUAUUACGUAAAGUUUACCAGUAAAGUAGCUGCUACCAAGGGUCAUGUAAGUCCCUGUGUGGGUUUUGAUUUAGUGAAAGAUUACGGUAGAAAGGAAACAGAUUUUUUUUUUUUUUACCAUUUUUGGGAAGCUGUUUCAGUGUUUUAUUUCCUUAUUUAAUUUAUGUAAUGUCUUCCUCUUAUGAGCAAAAAUGUGUGAAUCGACAAGCUUGGAAACAAGGGAAGAGAUGCUGCAACUCUUCAGUAAAUCAGAACGUGGCACUGUAAAAGACUAUAAUUCUACAAUGUCCCAUCUUAAUUGUACAUGUGUUUCUUGAGAUUGUCUUGGAAGCCAUUUCAGAGUGACGUCUUGUGAUUGAUAUACAA
Molecule: messenger RNA, 1337 nt
Organism: Megalops cyprinoides (Indo-Pacific tarpon)
Lineage: Eukaryota; Metazoa; Chordata; Actinopteri; Elopiformes; Megalopidae
Gene: get1
Product: guided entry of tail-anchored proteins factor 1
Exons: 5
Coding region: 75-587 (170 amino acids)
Biological process (GO): tail-anchored membrane protein insertion into ER membrane
Source: RefSeq, a predicted model, not a curated record